AUGUGUUGCAGGGAGGAGGACGUCGUGCCCGGAUCGGGGCUGUCUGGCGACUCGGAUGGGCCCUUCGCACAGCUCCGAAGAGUGGAAGGAAGAGAGCACAAAGGGGAGGAAAGGGGCAGACGACCGAGGCUGGAGGGACUCUACGAAUCCGUAUUUGACGCAACGUGGGGUCACGUCGUGGGAUUUCCCGAGGGCGAAGGGGAAGACAUGGUGGUGAUAGAGGGCCAACGGCCACAAGAGUUAUGGGAGUACACGCAGACUGUGCGUACUUUUUUCUCAGUGGGUGAUGAGGAGCAUUUCCGUCCACCACGCCCACGACUCAUGAUCCUUUCCUCUGAAAAGCGAUGGCCGUACUCGCUGGAGCAUGCAGUGCCUAUUGCCGACUGCUGCAUUAACAUUGAGGUGCAUCGGGUGUGGAAGAUCGUCGAGGGUGAUCUAAAAGGAGUGUUUCCCCCUCCAGAUACAGACGCACCUAAAAUGAGACGUCAUCUUUUGAUUGGAACCCCCAGGUAG
Molecule: messenger RNA, 513 nt
Organism: Trypanosoma rangeli
Lineage: Eukaryota; Euglenozoa; Kinetoplastea; Trypanosomatida; Trypanosomatidae
Product: retrotransposon hot spot (RHS) protein
Exons: 1
Coding region: 1-513 (170 amino acids)
Source: RefSeq, a predicted model, not a curated record